AUGUCUCUAAUAUGUACGCUCGGAGCAGCACUUUGCUCAUCACUACAAGGCAUUGUCCCCUCAAUACCUGGUGUGACUACAGUUCCCCUCCCCGUGGUAGAUCUCGGAUACAACUUGCAGCAAGCAACUUCCUAUAACUUGCAAUACGACCUCUACCUCUUCUACGACGUCCGAUACGCCGCUCCACCGACCGGACCAAAUCGUUUCAGAGCCCCUCAGGAUCCCGUCACGAAUCGAUCGAGCGUGCAGACUGGUGGCUCACAGUGGGCGUGUCCCCAGGCAGUUCCCAAGUGGCAGUCUAUCCCCAGUCAAUUUUUCCCGCAAUACGAGAACGGGACCACGAACUUCACCCAAGGCGAGUUCCAGGAGACGGACCCGCCUACCUCACCGCAAUACGCCCGUGAGACAGAAGACUGUCUCUUUCUGGACCUGUACGUUCCGAGGUCAGUCUACCAAAAUGCUGCCAAGCCAGGUGCUCCCAGCAUACCGGUUGUCGUACAGAUCUAUGGAGGCGGAUUCAUCCAAGGCGCCAAGGACCUCAACCCGGGCGGGUGGUUUGUGAGGGACAAGGAACAGGGCGGCAAUGGUAUCAUCGUGCGUACUCAACCUUGCGAUGUGUCGCGAAGUCACUGACAGGCCUUUCGUGCAGUUCGUUAGUAUCAACUACCGGCUGGGCGCCUUUGGAUGGCUAGCAGGCUCAACACUCCAAAAGAACGGUGACGCCAAUGCCGGGCUUCUUGACCAACACUUUGCCCUCCAAUGGGUCCAGAAGUAUGUCAGCAAGUUCGGAGGCGACCCCAACAAUGUCACGGUGAUUGGAGAGUCUGCUGGUGGAGGCUCGAUCAUGCAUCAAAUCACCGCAUCUGGAGGUUCAUCCAACGCACCAGCUUUCAAUAAAGCCAUCGUCCAGUCUCCUGGCUUCCAUCCUAUUGACCAGGAUAGUGUGAACGAGGCUACUUUCCAGGCGUUCUUGGAUCUGCUCAACGUCUCUACCAUCGCUGAUGCGCGUCAACUGUCUUUCGACGACGUUUACGCAGCAAAUGCGAGACAGGUCGGCAAUGCACCCUACGGACAGUUCGUGUACGGUCCUGCUGUCGAUGGCACUUUCGUACCGGGUCUGCCAAGCCAGCUGCUCGAGGAUGGGAAAUUCCACAAGAACGUGACCGUCAUGGUCGGACACAACGCUGACGAAGUAAGGUGCUAAGUGCUGACGAAGCAAGCUGCUAAGCGCCCUCCUUGUGAUAGAAGACUGAUUCUUGAAAUAGGGUAUCCUCUUCACCAACCCUUACGUCCAAAACGACACGGCCUUCCUCCAAGACGUGGGGAGCUGGAUGCCGCCUCAGGCUGCGACGAACACCAGCCUGGCAUACAUCAACAGCACGCUGUACCCACCCGUCUUUGACGGCACUCACAAUUACACCAACCAAAUCGCUCGAACCGCAUUCGCUAUUUCGGAGCUGGUCUUUACUUGCAACACGUUCUAUCUGGACAAGGUAAAACUCCCUUCCCAUUCACUCAACAUCCAAAGCAGAAAAUUUCUCCAACUAACACCUCUCCCUCUCUUCUCUUCCAAAAACAGGCUUUCAAUAACCAAACUCACGCAUACCUCUUCGCCGUUCCCCCCGCUUACCACGGUCUCGAUGUCGGGUAUACAUACUACACCGACCUGGAAACAACCGACCCUUCGACCCAAGUCGCGGUGAACAUGCAGAGGUACUUCCUCCACUUUGUCAAGACGGGGAAUCCCAACGGCGCGGAUGAGAUUUUCAACCCCUGGUCGGAAUACGGCAUCGCAGCGACGGAGGUGGUCUUCAACACGACUGGCAAUCUGAGACUCCAGCGGGACGAGACGGCGAAUGGGAGGUGUAACUGGUGGCAGGAGAAUUUGUAA
Lecanosticta acicola is the source of this 1891-nucleotide messenger RNA. The record is from the annotation of a GenBank genome assembly. Lineage: Eukaryota; Fungi; Ascomycota; Dothideomycetes; Mycosphaerellales; Mycosphaerellaceae.